AUGAAGGUGGGCUUGAGGAUGGACUUCAGUGUGCUCCUGGAGCCUCUGGGCUUUGUUAAGAUCCUUGAAUGGGUUUUUGCCAUCUUUGCAUUUGCCACAUGUGGAGGCUUUCAAGGUGAAACUGCUCUUCUAGUUUCCUGUGAAGGUGUGGUAAACAAAACAGUUACAGCUGCUUUUACUUAUCCAUUCAGGUUGAAUACUGUUGUAUUUAGUGCACCAGACCCAAAAGGCUGUGGUGGUACUUGGACUGAUGCCUACCUCAUUGGCAACUUCUCCUCUUCUGCACAGUUCUUUGUUACCCUGGCAGCAUUGGCGUUCCUCUACUGUAUUGCUGCCCUUGUGGUAUAUAUUGGAUAUAACCACGUGUAUCAGCAAAAUAACAAGUUUCCACUUACUGACUUGACAGUCAGUGUCUUGACAGCCUUUCUGUGGCUGGUCAGUACUUUUGUUUGGGCAAAGGCGCUUGCUGGCAUCAAGGUGUCCACAGGAGCCAGCAUUGUUCCAGGAAUUGAAUCUUGCAAAGCACCAGGAACAACUUGCCAUUUUCUUUCUGUGACCAGUAUGGGAAUUCUGAAUGUGUCUGUGGUGUUUGGCUUGCUUAAUAUGAUUUUAUGGGCAGGAAAUGUUUGGCUUGUAUACAAGGACACCAACUUGCACAGCCAAUGGAACAGAAUUUCUGAAAGUCCAACUGAAAGGGUAUAA
Molecule: messenger RNA, 702 nt
Organism: Vidua chalybeata
Lineage: Eukaryota; Metazoa; Chordata; Aves; Passeriformes; Viduidae
Gene: SYPL1
Product: synaptophysin like 1
Exons: 5
Coding region: 1-702 (233 amino acids)
Cellular component (GO): synaptic vesicle; synaptic vesicle membrane
Source: RefSeq, a predicted model, not a curated record